UAUUUCUGAAAUUGUAAUCGUUAUCAACUAAUCCGAGCCACUAAUUAAUAAGACAAGGAGUAGAGCGUUCGUUAUUUGGCUUACCUGAGAGUUAUCCAUCAUGAGAUUGCUGUGGUGUCUGUUUGCGGUUAUCGCCGUUGUGGCUUCGGUGCCCGCUGACAUUAAAAUUUCACCAACAAGCGAGUCCAAAUUAUUGCGAGCAUUAUCUCAAAGUAGGGAGAACUCCCGAAACAGUCAGCUGGAGCAACUUAUUUUGGACCUUCUAGAGACUGUGAGGGACAUUAUACUCAACGGCUCGGGUGUAAUUCCUCCACUGGACCCUCUGAACAUAAGCCAGAUUGACCUGGACGAUGAAAUCAUACCGUUUCCUGGGGCUCGUGUGUCACUCACCGACACCGUAAUGUCAAACCUUGGAACCUUUGUGGUGGAUGACCUGAGCGUCACCAUGACCUCACUCCUGCUCCAACGGUACAGAAUCAUACUUGUAGGAAGGAUACCAGAACUUGAAGUGGAAGCAGAUAAAUACGACCUUGAUGUCUCAGCCAUGGGAGUCAACGUUUUUGGAAAUGGGAAAUUAAAACUCAAGAUUAUAGAUCCAAAAGUAACUGCCGACCUUCUGGUCAACCUCAGCAUUUUUGGGUCCAAUGGCCUAUCUUUGAACGUCAGAGAGUGUACAGUCAACUUCGGCUUGUCUGCAAUUGAGCCUGAAAUCACAGGAUUGUUAGGUCACGAAGGAGCUAGCGACUUUGUGAAUCUUUUUCUAAAAGAUUUGGUGCCAACUUUGGUAGAAUUCUACGAGCCUGAAAUCACCAGUUUCUUGAGUGAAACGGUGCACGAGAUCGCAAAUGACGUGCUGGCAGACCUGGAUCUUGGUGAUUUGAUCAGACCAUGAUUCACACGUUUUAAUUCUAUAAGAUUAUUAUUGAACAAUUUCCAUGAAAUAAAAAGUAUAUUGCUA
This is a messenger RNA of Ostrinia nubilalis (European corn borer), 958 nucleotides long. RefSeq lists its product as uncharacterized. The transcript is spliced from 8 exons. NCBI's taxonomy places the organism in Eukaryota, Metazoa, Arthropoda, Insecta, Lepidoptera, Crambidae. The record is from RefSeq and is a predicted model, not a curated record. Bases 101 to 892 code for a protein of 263 amino acids.